Molecule: messenger RNA, 1428 nt
Organism: Entamoeba nuttalli P19
Lineage: Eukaryota; Evosea; Mastigamoebida; Endamoebidae
Exons: 2
Coding region: 1-1428 (475 amino acids)
Biological process (GO): transmembrane transport
Cellular component (GO): membrane
Molecular function (GO): transmembrane transporter activity
Source: RefSeq, a predicted model, not a curated record
AUGUCAGAAACACAAAUUACUUAUCCUAAGCGAGAAAAUAAAUGGAAUGAUGUUUUCUUUUAUUUUCUAUUUAAUACAGCAGCAAUUGGUUCAGUUAUAUUAGCUAUUUAUAAUACUCUGAAAUCAACUCCAGAUUAUUCAAUAUUAAAGAAUCAUUUAAGUUGGAUUAAUUUAAUGCCACCAAUACAUUUAUUUAUCCCAUUUGUUUUAUUUGCUGGCUGUAUUUUAUCAUAUUGUUUUAUUUUAUUAUUGAAUAGAUAUACAAAGUUAUGUGUUUAUACUUUUAGUAUUGUAUUACCAAUUAUUGCAGGUACAAUUAUUUUAGUUGCGUCAAUAUUUACUAUUCACCAAGGGAUAUAUACAUUUGUAAUAUCUUUAAUAUUUGCUUUAUGUUUCUUUAUUUCUCCAUUAAUUAUCUUCUUUUCAAGAACCAAAUUACCAUUAACUAUUGAAAUACUGAAACAUUCUACAUUUACUUUAUUACAUAACACAUCAAUUUUAUUCAUUUUAGUCCCAGUAGUCAUGGUAUUAUGUGUUUUAAUUUUUGUCGUUAUUUGUCAUUCAUUAUUAGUCCAAUACUUGAGUGGAACAACUCAAAAUAAUGAUUAUUAUCCACCAACAUCUUUUUAUCCAACAUUUUUAUUUCAAGUAUUUAUGUGUUAUUGGAUGGGAAAUGUAGUCAAUGGAAUAUUUACUGUAUGUUCAUCAAGUGUGAUUGCUCAUCAUUAUUUAAAUAAUAAUGAAAUAGGUGGAGAUUUUACUGAAUCACUUAUUCAUUCAACUACAAAAUCAUUUGGUUCUAUUGUUUUAGGAUCAUUAUUAUUAUCUGUUGUUCAAUUUCUUAGAUUUUUAUAUGAAAUAACAAAUCAAGAGGAUGACGAUGAUAAAAGCUCAUUUACUUGUCUUAUUCAUUGUUGUUUAGAUUGUAUUCUUAGACUUAUUGAAGAAAUUCUCCAAUACAUCAAUAGAAUGACUUAUGUUAUAGUUGGUAUGCACAGAACUUCAUUCAUUCAAUCAGCUAAAACAGCAUGUAGUUUAAUUAAAGAUAACAUUACUAUGGCAAUUAUGGAAGAUACUAUAAUGGGGUCUGUCAUUUUUGGACUUACUUUAGUUUCAGGUAUUAUUAGUGGAUGUAUUGGGUCACUAAUUAUGAUGAUUAUAUUUAGAAGUAUGGUUCAUUCUAUUAUUGCAUUUAUUAUUUCAAUGAUUAUUGGAUUUCUUGUUACUGGAUUCUUCAUGAAUGCUGUUCAAACUUCUACUGACACAAUUAUGUUAUGUUAUACUGAAGAUAUGUUAGUUUAUAAUGGAAUUCAUUGUGAAAAAUUUGGGGAUAUUGUAAAUGGAUUUGACCGAUAUCAUUCAUUUAAUUCAAACAAUCCAAUUCUUACUGAAGAGGCAAAUGAUUUAGAUGGUGUCUAUACUAGUUAA